Messenger RNA from Perca fluviatilis (European perch), 907 nucleotides. RefSeq lists its product as uncharacterized. The record is from RefSeq and is a predicted model, not a curated record. The coding region runs from base 12 to 770 and encodes 252 amino acids. NCBI's taxonomy places the organism in Eukaryota, Metazoa, Chordata, Actinopteri, Perciformes, Percidae. The transcript is spliced from 4 exons.
UACAAGAGAGGAUGGAGAGGGAUGAGGCUUCAACCCACAAGCCCAAAGUGGGCAAAUCAGGGCACAAAUGUCCAAUUUGUGGGCUUGAGUACAAUGAUUUGAUGCAACACCUGAAACUAGGUGAACAGGUGUGCAACAAAACCGAACUGAACCUUCUCUGCAAGUUGUCACACAGACAUUUCACGGCCAACUUGGAUUGCCCGGUCCGACUGUGCGACUCCAGGAAAAUAAACAGGCUGGACAAGCACCUGCGGAAAGUGCACAAGCUGGGGAACAAUAUGGUGACAUUAUACGUCCAAAAGGCAAAGGACCGUCACAUUGCGAGAGAACUGGCGUUGCUGAGGGCGUCCAAACCCUACCCACCGAUGGUAUCCCAUCUCGAUGAGAUCGAUGAAGCAGCGAUAGAGGAGGGGAUCAGGAGGAAGUUCGAGGACCCUUCAUCAGUCCCACAUGACGGUGAGGUCGUGGCCCUCUCCGCUGCUAAGCCGUUUGAAACUCCUUCCGCCAGUGCGACGCCGUUGAACAAACCUGCCAGCCGUUCACCGAGAAAAACGUUGUUUAGGAGGAACAAGCCGGUUGUGAGGACUCCACCCCCCCGAUGCAAGAACUGUGUGAUCCUUGCUGCUGAGCUGAAGGUGGUGAAAGAGCUGCUGGAAGCCGAAAUAGAACGGAGUGACGAACUAAAACAGUUGCAUUCUUCAACCAGUCGAAAAAAGGCUCCUGGCCCCGCCCCCUCCACAGGAUCAGCCAAUCAGAAGAGACGUCGGUGAGAAACAGACAGAAGAUCUGGGCCCGUAUCCCUAAAGAUUCUGAGAAUCCUCUCAGAGAGCUCCUAACUUAACCUAAAAAUUCCUUGCCAGGGCCCGUAUUCAUAAAGAAUCUAAGAAUCCUCUCAGAAAACUCUUAA